Molecule: messenger RNA, 5633 nt
Organism: Brienomyrus brachyistius
Lineage: Eukaryota; Metazoa; Chordata; Actinopteri; Osteoglossiformes; Mormyridae
Product: KIAA0753 ortholog
Exons: 17
Coding region: 37-2442 (801 amino acids)
Biological process (GO): protein localization to centrosome; centriole replication
Cellular component (GO): centriolar satellite
Source: RefSeq, a predicted model, not a curated record
UAUUAUCUCUGCAGGUAUGUUACCGGCACGAAGAAGAUGAUGCUGCAGGAAGGAGGGCAGACGAGCUUUCGGGAACCGGGCCGCUGGGGCACUUCAGGCUCUGCCCAGAGUCGGAAUGGCGCUCCAAUUCAGACGCAGCUACUGUUUAACAGAUCUAUCCCAGCCUGCGCUUUCAACCGUGUUACACAGGCGGGCCCUCCACCGCCCAUCGUGAUAGAGAAGCUGGCUCCACCAAAGCAGGAUGUGGGGGACAUCACUAGUGGAUCCCUGCGCUUCUCUGUGCUCUCUGAGGAGAGGUUGCGGGCGGCUGUCAGGCUGGCAAAGAGGGACCUGCGGCGUCUGCAUCGGGAGCCCGCGCACUGCGCCUCCCUGUGGCGGCAGCCGGAGCAGCAGGCUGAGGGCUGCCAUGGCCCUAAGCACCAGCAGUGUCUGGCUAAGCCUCAGUGCCACCUGCAGGAUGGGGCUGCCUCUACGGGGAAGGAAAAAGCAGCCGUCUUGAAGGAGAAGGUGACGCAGUCUGGAACUCGGGUGCUGGUCUACACCCCCCAGAAAAUCCCGCUGUCUCCUGGCCAGUCUCCACCAACGCGUGACCCCGGCCUGCAGUCCAGAGAACCUCAGCUCAGCCGGGAGAUCCGGAGACUGCAGAAGGAGCUGAGCACCUACAUACAGAGGAUCGAGCAGCUGUUUGACAGAGGUGUAGCGGUAAAGGAGGAAGUGGAGCCAGAAGAUGCACGCCGGGCGGAAACCCGCAGGCAGGAGCAAGCCGUGAGAUCAGCUCGCAUCAUCUACGUGCUAAAGCAGCAGGUAAAGGAGAUACAGGAGGAUCUGGAAAAGCUUUGUUCGCAGAAGAUAAAGCACUCAAAAAAAUCCAGAGCGAUGGACCGGCUGGCAGCCGCCCACCGAGGGGCGGUACGAGCCAUACAGGCCUUCGUCACUCAGCUUUCGGACCAAUCGGAGAGCGGGCUGCCCACCCAUUACAAGGAGCUGGGCCAGCUGAUUCGCCAGCUGUCUCUGUGCUCUGCCAAGAUUGAGGCAAGGCAGGGCUCAGCCGUCCCUGAGACCGCCAUCGACAUUCUGCAGAAGCUCGAGGUCCUGGACUCGGCGCUCAGCAGGCAGGAGAAACUGGUGAGAAACAGCAGCUGCCCAGGUGGACAUAUGGCACCCAACGCCUCACGGCAUAGCGGCUCACCUCCCCGACGGCCCCACAAGCCCACCGUCCCGAGGAAGGCCCGGCGAGACAGGAAGGGGCCUGCCUCUCGACUCCAAAACGGCGAGCCCCCCAACCCGGUCCGUCAGCAGGUGCUCAAGGCAGGGCUGGAGAGGCUGAUACGUGUGGGGAGGCUUGGGGAACAGCAGGCAGGGCAGGGGGAGGAGCCUCGGGCCCCCCCCCGCCCCAAGGGGGUCCUCCUGCCCGAAAAGAGCCAGAGCGGCCCGUCCCGCACCGGCGGUUUUCAGCAACCCACCGUGUCGUCCCGCCUGAAGGUGAGCCAGCCUCCCCAGAAAGGUGGCACUAUCCCCUGGAUACCCACGUCCCCCCACGCCUCGCCCCCCCGCAGGACUGUGAGGAAUUCCCUGGAGCCUCGCUGCCUCUUCUCUGAGUCCCCAGCCGCCUCGGGCCCCAUGGGCCAGGGCGUCGUCCUGGAGGAGGGGGCCACACUGCAGGAGCCAGGCCUGGGCCCCAAUGAGAUGCGGCAGGCCCAGGCUGAAGCCCUCAGGCAGGCCUUGUUGGACAGGGAGACGACGCGGAGACUGCGGGAGCUACAGCGACUAAGCGCAGAGGAGGCUGAGUGCAAGCGCAGGGCAGAGGUGCCAUCUCCCGCUCGUCAGGCUGAGACCGUAGAACUCGAGCUGACAUGCAAACCCCAGCCACCCAGUGGAGCUGCAGUGCAGGAUGGUGGUUCUGGGGGCAGUCAGGGCACCUCCCUACAGCAGCUGCUAUCUGAACGGGCCGUGGGACAGGUCGCAACGAGUGCUGACUUGCUGAGUGACGCCAUACUGGAUGAUCUGCUGGAGGAUACAGCACAGGUCCUGUGGGCCGUCGAGCUGGGGAGGGAAGCGGAGGGCCGGCUGCAGGCCCCCACUCUGGAGAGCAUGCUGAUCAGGAUGGAGGAGAUGGAGAGAGACGAGGAAGCAGUUCGCCGUCGUUUCACACACGUCUCCUACUCUGACUCUCGGCUCUGGGAGAUGGAGCAGGACGCAGGUGAGCAGGCAUCUCAUAGGGUGGCUUCUGGCUCAGGGCCUAAGUCUCCUGAGCCCAUCCGGCUCACCAAGGCAGCCCUGAAACAGCAGCCCACAGCAGACAUCCUCCUGGGGAGGCCUGUGGAGACUAGCCGGGUUUUAAUCAAAGAGACUGGGCGAGCCACCUCACGACGAGCUCUGAACCCAUGUCCUGCUGGGCGUUUCCUCCCACCUUUAUAUUACCAUGGUGCUGCUGUGCUGUAACCCUGCAAGCCUUGCCGCUGCGUGUCGGUUAUGGCUCAUGCAGACAAGCGCGCACAGCCAACGCGCUGAAACGGAAAAUAGCGAGAUCCCGACCUCCACGAGGGUGUGCCGAGCAGGCCAGCCGCCUCUCAUCACUACGCUGCUGAUCGCCGGCGUUUGGCUGUGCACAGGAAGCCGCCGUGAUCAGAUAAUGUGUUUGCUUCAUUAAACGCCGCCUGGGAUGGGGCUCUGCGAAGCCCGACCACACGCGGUCGCCAAAGCAACGGCCUGUUAUCCUCCAGUCGGUGCCCAGAGCAGCGACCAAAAUAAACGAGGGGGCUUUUGCAUGUUUUUGUUCCCUCGGCUGGGGGGCUGCCUGCCAGCUCCACAUGACGUCCGUUUGCGGCGCCGCUCCCACACCUCCGGCCCCUGUGUCCGCCUCCGUGUCCGGGCCUCUGCCCGCACAGCCUAAUGAGGGAAAUGAAAGCUGGAGGAGGAUGAAGGGCCGGGGGGAGUCGCAGUUAUUAAGGGGGACCGGGUUAAGCAGUGGGCAGAGCUGUUAAGCGCACUCCGUGAUGCUGUUCCCCCUGUACCCCCCGUACCCCUCCACCUCGCCACCCUCCCCCCUUAACAGAACUGACUGCCUGUUCCUCCAAGUGCCAUAGUCCACGCCAGACAUGUGGCACCCCCCUCAGUGGCACCCUGCAUGCAGGGUAUUAAUCAGACGGCCAACGCGGCGCAAUCGACCCGCAGCCAAUUAGCACGGGACUUCGAUUGACUGGAAAUCUAGGGAAUGCGAGCGUGUGAUAGGCUGUGGCCUCCCAGCGCUCAGCCAGUCUCCGUGUGUGGAGCGAGUCGAUCAGCCAGUACUGAUUCCCAGCAGCUCUGGUAUGGUGGGGUCCGAAGAGCCCGGCGCUGAGCACAUCCGCAGCCGCACGGAGCUCACUGAGGGCCUUCUGCUGGCUGAGCUGCUGUUACCGUGUUCCUCUUUACCCAAUUAUCUCCUAGUCUGCUGCUGACGGACAUGGCGCUUACUGUUAAACUGCACCAUGCUGCUGUGAGCUCAUCCUCAUGCCGGUGCAGUAUGGCAAUAUGUGGCGAUAGGCAUCCACGAUGUUGCCAUUCCCUGUGAAAACCCGUGCCACAUGAGGCAUCUUCCCUCAGCCUGGUAUGUGUGUGUACAGGCGUCCUGUGAAGGCAAGUCUAUUCUUGGGAUCUGUCAGGCGAGUCUCGUUAUAAACUGAAGGCGGCGUGACCUGUGACCCCUACAUGUCGCCCAACGGGUGCCUGGGAGCCUUUUCCCACUUCACACAAAGACGCGGGUCAUCAGUUUUGGUUAAUGACCUGGAAAUUCUUGUAAUUAAUAGUUAGUUCCGUCUUUCCCGUCUGUUUGCUUGUGGGUUAUUGGAGUCUCGUUAUACCCUCAUGCAGACUGAUCUUUGCGAGGGCGCGGCUUUGCCGCUGAGCUUUGAGCGGUGGCUGCACGGGGAAUCCUGUCUGCUAUAAGCACAGCGUCGCUGCGAUCAGGCCCCGGAUGCAGAGAGGUGACAGCAGCCCGGGUGGGGGAGAGCUCUGCCGGUGACACUGAAAUAGCCUGCACCCCCCACCUGCCUGCAGCAGACUCCCUAAAAUGUGCUUGGUGAGCUCGCUAGCCUGCGACAUGUCAGAAUAGUAAUGCAGGCUGUCCAAUAGAGGGCAUUCUGGCUCUGAUGUGUGGUUUUAUUUAUUUAUUUUGUCAUCGUCCCCCACCCCAGCCCACCCCCCGCUGAUGGAAAACGAUGAUUAAGGCUGUGGAUAUUGAGUACAACAGCUGCUUACUGGGCUUGGUUCCUCAGUGUUGUCUAGACACUGUCAUUGCUGUUUGUCACCUUCUCCUCAGGCUGGGGACACCCCACAGUUUGGGGAGGGGGGGGGGUCACCAUGUGUCCGUGCCUGUGCACAUCUCUCGCCUGCACUUGUAGCUAGAGGCAGACCUAACAGCCAGCAUAGUGCUCCUCGGGGUCUGGAACUGCAUGGUGAGGUGUGGGUGGGUCCAUAAGCCACUCCUCCCUCUUCCCACCCCCACUGAUAACAGCACUACCUGAAGGUUCACCUGAUUGCUUACUGAAUCAGGCAGCCUCACAGUUGACUGAAAUAUGAGCCUCUGCUCUUAACGUCCAGUCUUAUGCCACGUUCCAGCUCCCCAGCCCCAGUGUGUCUCCUGGGGUGGCUUUUGGUCCCGCCUCUGGUGCUGCCUCUAGUCCUACCUGCCUCUGGUCCUACCUUCCUGCCUGCCUCUGGUCCUACCUUCCUGCCUGCCUCUGGUCUCACCUUCCUACCUGCCCGCCCGCCCACAGUACUCUCUCCUUUCUUCUCUGGUUUCUGUAUCAGAAGUCCACCACCACUUGAUCGGUUUAAAUCUCUGCCUCGACCAGAAAAAUGAGUGAAGCACAAUCUCUGUGUGAGAUCAUUUGUUCGUCAGUCCUGUACCCAGCAGCCUGGGAGCCCUGGCCAGUGAGGGCUGCCCUCUCCACUCCCCUGCCUGGCAAUGAACACUCCUGUGGGUGUUACUUACGGCGUGAAGUUAUAACCUUGCACUUUCACUCUCUAUCCAUCUAUAUUGUCGUUUCAUGGAUCUCUGCCCAGUUCUCAGACGCCGAGCAAUUUCGCUGUAACCAGACCCCCAACCCUCCACUUCCAAAUGAUUUGCUCUUGCUCUUGAUUUGCCACCUGUGGCCUUCAACGCUGACUUUUCUCUUUCAGACUGAAAUCAUUGUGCUCUGAUCGCUUUGUUUAUUUUUGCUGCCUUGUUUUGUUUCACCUGCCGGAGACUUUCCCUUUCUUCUCGUAGAGAGCGCUUUAUUUCUCCUCUGCUGUUUUUCCCGGUUCACCAGGCAUCCUGAGUAACGCAGGUGAUCCUCUCCUUAUCUCUCAUCCCUGUACUGAUAGGAGCCAAUCCCGUUUUCCUCUCGCCGUGACCCCGUCGCGCUUGGUUCGGGGGUGGCGAGGGUUUCAUUUCCGUCGCCGCUGAUGUUAUCGUUCAGAUUGCCGGCCCGGACAAGCCUGCGUCCUCAUGGCGAGCGAGGAGCACAUAACCGAGCGUGUGAGCGAGUCGGCCGGUGUUCCUGAGGAACUGACGGACACUGGAGUGUGAUGUCACUCCUCCUGUUGCCGGGGAGCAGGGAGCCGUGCCCUCAGGCGUGAUGGAAUGGCACGGUUGCUACUGACCGCAC